AUGGCGGACUGGCAGAAGGACGCCCUUACGAGCAAGAGAAUUCUUUGCGUCGGCCUUUGCAACAUCGACAUCAUACAGGUGUGCGACACGUACCCGGAGGAGGAUUCCGAUCAACGGUGCCAUUCUAGCCGCUGGCAGCGUGGUGGUAACGCAUCCAACAACUGCACUGUACUGGCGAAUCUCGGAGCAUGCUGUGAAUUGCUCGCUUCUUUUAGCGAUUCGGAAACAUUCCGGUUUGCGCUCGAUGACAUGCGGAAGCGGAAGAUUGUGUUCGAUAACUGCGUGUACCAUCGCGAUAAGCAGGUGCCACUGUCUACCGUUUGGCUUAGUCUGGCAUCCGGCACAAGAACCAUCGUGCAUAGUAACCCGGACCUGCCGGAGCUUACACUGGAGGACUUUAAAAACAUCAAACUAGCCGAAUAUGCAUGGAUUCAUUUCGAGGGUAGACGAAACACACCGGCAAUUGUUGAGAUGAUACAGUCCAUCCGCUGCUGGAAUGACGAUCCGGAAAACCAACACUCCAAGGUGAAAAUUUCCGUUGAGAUGGAAAAACCACGGCAUUCAAAUCUGGAUCUGUUCGUUGAUGGUGUUGAUGUGGUGUUCGUUGGGAAAGACUUUGCCCGCUUUCUUGGUCAUGAGAGUGCACACGAUACGGUACGAGCGUUGAAAGAGUCUCACCCCGGUCCUUACACCAUCAUUUGUCCGUGGGGAUCGAGCGACACGGUAGCGGUGAAUGAGUGUGGUAGUUGGUACAGUCAGCGAACCUAUCCACCUGCAGUGAUACGCGACAGUCUCGGUGCCGGGGACACCUUCGUGGCGGGUUGUAUCUUUAAGCUAUCUCAAAACGAGCGCUCACUGUCGACCGUGUUGGAGUUUGCAUCGCGCUUAGCCGGCCGCAAGUUAUGCCAUUUUGGGUUUGAUGAACCUUAA
Molecule: messenger RNA, 930 nt
Organism: Anopheles marshallii
Lineage: Eukaryota; Metazoa; Arthropoda; Insecta; Diptera; Culicidae
Product: ketohexokinase-like
Exons: 2
Coding region: 1-930 (309 amino acids)
Source: RefSeq, a predicted model, not a curated record